UAAUGUAUUAAAAUACAUCAUGAAUAACUUCCAACUCUAGAUUAAUGGUCAAAAUGACUAUUUUUUCACCUCAUAUUUUCAGGUUGGAAUAAAUUAAUAAGAAAAUAUAGUGGCAAUCUUUGUAAAUUUGUCCAAAAAGGAGGGUCUUCUCAUUGACAAAAUUGCAUAAAAGCCCUUCCAAUCCUUGUCCAUUUGAUUCAAAACAUCUCAUUUUCUUCUUCACCCCAAAUAAAAACACACACAAAUACACACACACAGAGAUACAUACAGAGAGAAGUAGACAAGAUGAAGAUAGUAAACAUUUUGGUAGUGCUAUUGUUUGGCAGUUUCAGCAUUGCAUUAUGCUUCACUACUGAUGGACUAUUACCGAACGGCAACUUCGAGUUCGGACCAAAGCCAUCCCAGCUGAAAGGUACAAAAGUGACGGACCCACAUUCGAUACCGGAUUGGGAAGUUUCCGGAUACGUGGAGUACAUAAAAUCCGGCCAAAAACAAGGCGACAUGAUAUUGGUGGUCCCACAAGGAGCCGCGGCCGUCCGAUUGGGCGACGAAGCUUCGAUCAAGACCAAGAGAGUCAAGGUCAUAAAUGGGAUGUUCUACUCCGUCUCGUUCGGUGCUGCGAGAACUUGCGCGCAAGAGGAGAAAUUGAACGUGUCGUUUGCACCGAAUAAGGAGGAGAAAGAUUGGGGCGUUUUGCCGAUACAAACGGUGUAUAGUAGCGAUGGUUGGGAUUGUUACUCGUGGGGGUUUUUGGCCCAAUCCGACGAAAUUGUGAUCACCUUUCAUAACCCGGGAGUCGAGAAGGACCCGGCUUGUGGCCCGCUUAUCGAUAACGUUGCACUCAAGGUGUUGCGUGCCCCUAUUAGGCAAAGAGGUAACAUGUUGAAGAAUGGGAACUUUGAAGAGGGUCCAUACAUUUUCCCCAACACAACAUACGGUUGUCUAAUUCCUCCGAACAUCGAAGACGACCACUCCCCUCUACCCGGAUGGAUAAUUGAGUCCCUCAAAGCCGUAAAAUACGUAGAUUCCGACCAUUACGGGGUGCCCGAGGGCAAACGGGCAGUCGAGUUGGUUGCCGGAAGAGAAAGUGCCCUAGCUCAAAUAGUGAAAACUGUGCCCGGAAAAACUUACGAUCUUUAUUUCUUAUUGGGGGACGCGAAAAAUUCUUGCGAGGGGAUGAUGACCGUUGAGGCGGCCGCGGGCAAAAAUUCUCUUCAAUUCCACUACGAAUCGAAGGGCGCCGGUGGAUUUCAACGUUCGAAAUUGAGGUUUAAGGCAGUGUCAGUUCGUACUAGGGUUAGGUUUUUGAGCAUGCUUUAUCACAUGAAGAGUGAUAAUACCGGGUCUUUAUGUGGGCCCGUGAUUGAUGAUGUGAGGUUAGUCGGCGUUCGGAAUCCGGGUCGGGUUUGAUUGGGAAAUAUAUGAUAUGAUUAUAUGUAAAUCACAUGGCUUGUUGUAUGGUUUCUUCUUCAUCAUAUGAAUUAUUUAAUUCAAUAUUAUUAGGAUCACAAAUAUUUGAUCCUAUGUACUUUCUUCGUUUAA
Erythranthe guttata (spotted monkey flower) is the source of this 1542-nucleotide messenger RNA. RefSeq lists its product as hypothetical. The record is from RefSeq and is a predicted model, not a curated record. Lineage: Eukaryota; Viridiplantae; Streptophyta; Magnoliopsida; Lamiales; Phrymaceae.